Molecule: messenger RNA, 1104 nt
Organism: Knipowitschia caucasica
Lineage: Eukaryota; Metazoa; Chordata; Actinopteri; Gobiiformes; Gobiidae
Source: the annotation of a GenBank genome assembly
AUGCUGGAAAUUGGCACAAACCUGCUCUCGCACACGGCUGAGCAGACCAGGAAGCUGAACGUGGUAGAAGCAAAGGUAAUGAACCACACAUCGCGCAUAGAAAUACAACUCCUGGAGAAUUCUCUGUCCACGAACAAGUUGGAAAAGGAAUUGUUACUGCAGACCACGGAGAUCAGUCAGCUCAGGGACAAGAACAGUCGUCUGGAGAACAAGGUGGCGCUGUUGGAGUCCCAGCAGAGAGGAGAGCUGGAGGGAAUAAGGCAGGAGAAGAACAGACUACAGUCCGUGGUGCGCUCUCAGAUGGCUGCGAUCGAGGCUCUGGAGAAACAGCUGCUUGUCGCCAGCACAAACAACUCAGCUCUGCAGAGUCAACAGGCCGAGCUGAUGGAGUCAGUGCACACGCUGAUCAACAUGGUCAGCACUGCACCGCCCCCUGUCAGGAGCCAGGUGUGGAGAGACUGUGCAGAUGUUUACAGAGCAGGACAUUCUAGCUCCGGACUGUACUUCAUCUACAUCAGCAACAGGACACGGCCUUUACAGGUGUUCUGUGACAUGGACACGGCUGGCGGGGGCUGGACCCUGUUCCAGCGGCGGAGUAAUGGCAGCGUGGACUUUCAGAGGAGUUGGAGAGAAUAUAAAAUGGGCUUCGGCGAUGUGUCCGGAGAGCACUGGCUGGGGAACGAGGCACUGCACCUGCUGAGCUCUCAGGGUCAGUACUCCCUCAGAGUGGAGCUGGAGGACUGGGAGGGAAACGCAGGCCACUCCCAGUACGAUCGCUUCACAUUGGCCAGUGAGCGGCAGCAGUACAGGUUGUACCUGCGAGGCUACAGCGGCACAGCAGGCAGACAGAGCAGCCUGGCCACUCAUGGGAUGGGCUUCAGCACCAGAGACCAGGACCAUGACAACUGUGACCACUGCAAAUGUGCACUCAUGCUCACUGGAGGUUGGUGGUUCGAUGCCUGCGGAUUCUCCAACCUCAACGGAAUCUAUUACUCCAUUGGCCACAACAUCCGAAAACUCAAUGGAAUCAAGUGGCACCAUUUCAGAGGGCCGAGUUACUCGCUUCGGUCCACCGCCAUGAUGGUCCGUCCAUAUGAUUUCUGA